Messenger RNA from Phalaenopsis equestris, 614 nucleotides. RefSeq names its product UPF0678 fatty acid-binding protein-like protein At1g79260. The coding region runs from base 33 to 416 and encodes 127 amino acids. Lineage: Eukaryota; Viridiplantae; Streptophyta; Magnoliopsida; Asparagales; Orchidaceae. The transcript has 2 exons. The record is from RefSeq and is a predicted model, not a curated record.
AGGCAUCUUUAUUAAAUUGUUCAUAGGUUGCUAUGAUUCUUGGUACUCAAAUUCGAGAGAGAGUAAGAGCCAGGGCAAUGGAAGGAGUUGAUCCUACAUCGGAGCCUCCGCCGCUACACCCCGCUAUAGCUCCUCUCUCGUUUCUGCUUGGGAAAUGGCGAGGCCAGGGGGAAGGCGGGUUUCCCACCAUCAACUCUUUCGUCUACGCAGAAGAAUUGCUCUUCAACCACUCCGGCAAGCCAGUGAUAGCGUAUAGCCAGAAAACAUGGAAGCUCGCUUCUGGAGAGCCCAUGCAUGCCGAGAGCGGCUACUGGCGGCCGAAGCCGGAUGGCUCCAUCGAAGUGGUCAUCGCCCAAAGUACCGGCCUAGUCGAGGUCCAGGUGCUAAUCGCUACUUGUCUGCUCAUAUUCCUCUAAACUGGCUCAAAUUAGUUGCCUAAAUCUUUUGAAUAUCAUAUUGUAUUGAUCACCAUUGAGAGCAAUUCCAAGCACCGGGCACUUGCUUUGGGAUUUAUGACAAUGUGGAUCCAAAUUACUAAAUGAGUUGAGAUGCUCCACAGUCAAUCCCUUAAAAGAUGUUUUGUGACGGUCAAGUCUUUUUUAGUAUUGUAAAGA